Ochotona princeps (American pika) is the source of this 5362-nucleotide messenger RNA. RefSeq names its product KAT8 regulatory NSL complex subunit 3 (gene KANSL3). Gene Ontology annotation, cellular component: NSL complex. NCBI's taxonomy places the organism in Eukaryota, Metazoa, Chordata, Mammalia, Lagomorpha, Ochotonidae. Gene Ontology annotation, biological process: positive regulation of transcription by RNA polymerase II. The transcript is spliced from 22 exons. The record is from RefSeq and is a predicted model, not a curated record. Bases 250 to 2943 code for a protein of 897 amino acids.
CGGGCGGCUCCUCCUGGUCGCGAACUCUCCCUGACCUUGGCGGGGUCGCUGUGAUGCUCUGAACCGGCGCCACCGUCGGUAAAAUGGGACUCCUAAGCCCCGCGUCCUCCAAGGGUCGUUUUGCGGCUCAGUGGCGGGAACCCCCUCACGGUGCCUUGGAGUAACCGGGCGGUUUGGCCGGGGACUCGACCACCUCCGGUGACUGGCAUGCAGAUGCCCAUGCUCUGACGUUGCUGCCCCUCUACUGACAUGGCCCACCGGGGUGGGGAGAGGGACUUCCAGACUUCGGCUCGGCGCAUGGGCACCUCGCUGCUCUUCCAGCUGUCAGUCCAUGAGCGGGAACUGGACCUGGUUUUUCUGGAUCAUAGCUAUGCCAAACCGUGGAGUGCCCACCCAGAUGCCAGCAGUGCCCGCCCCACCCGCAUGCUCUUUGUUACUCCCCGUCGACAGCAUGAAGCUACCAUUGACUCAGACGUCCCAAUAGAUGUUGAGACCAUCACGUCAGCCCCUGUACCGCUGUAUGACAAUCAGAAGGCACGCAGCGUGAUGAACGAAUGUGAACGGCAUGUCAUCUUCGCCAGGACCGAUGCGGAUGCCCCUCCCCCUCCAGAGGACUGGGAGGAGCAUGUCAACAGGACUGGCUGGACAGUGGCCCAGAACAAGCUAUUCAACAAGACCCUCAAAGCCCUGCAGUGUGACCGGCUUGCCCGCCUGGCCAAUGAAGGGGCUUGUAAUGAGCCAGUGCUGCGCCGUGUUGCUGUGGACAAGUGUGCAAGGAGAGUACGACAGGCCCUGGCAAGUGUAAGCUGGGACACCAAGCUGAUCCAGUGGCUACAUACUACCCUCGUGGAGACCUUGAGUCUGCCCAUGCUGGCAGCCUACCUGGAUGCUUUGCAGACGCUGAAAGGGAAGAUCCCAGCCUUGAUUGACCGAAUGCUUGUGUCUUCCAACACGAAGACUGGGGCUGCAGGAGCUGAGGCCUUGUCCCUCCUCCUGAAGCGGCCAUGGGACCCUGCCAUCGGGGUGCUUUCUCACAACAAACCAAGCAAACUCCCAGGCUCUCCUCUGAUCCUCAUCGCCUCCUCGGGCCCCUCCAGCUCUGUGUUCCCCACCUCACGUCGCCACCGCUUCUGGCAGUCUCAGCUCUCCUGCUUAGGCAAGGUCAUCCCUGUAGCCACUCAUCUAUUGAACAAUGGCAGUGGGGUAGGAGUUCUGCAGUGUCUCGAGCAUAUGAUUGGAGCAGUGAGAAGCAAAGUGCUGGAGAUUCACAGCCAUUUUCCACAUAAACCCAUUAUCUUGAUUGGUUGGAACACAGGAGCUUUGGUGGCCUGUCACGUGUCUGUGAUGGAGUGUGUCACUGCAGUUGUCUGCCUUGGGUUUCCUCUCCUCACUGUGGAUGGCCCCAGAGGGGAUGUGGAUGAUCCACUUUUGGAUAUGAAGACUCCAGUCCUCUUUGUCAUUGGUCAGAAUUCCCUGCAGUGUCACCCUGAAGCCAUGGAGGACUUCCGGGAGAAGAUUCGGGCUGAGAACAGCUUGGUGGUGGUUGGAGGCGCUGAUGACAAUCUCAGAAUAAGCAAAGCAAAGAAGAAAUCGGAAGGCUUGACUCAGAGCAUGGUGGACAGAUGUAUUCAGGAUGAGAUUGUGGAUUUCCUUACGGGAGUGCUCACUCGCACUGAAGGCCCUGUGGGCUCUGAGCCUCGGGAUCUGGAUGCUGAGAAGAAGAAGAAGCCUCGUGAUGCCGCCCGUCGGGACCUGGCCUUCGAAAUUCCGGAGCGGGGCAGUCGGCCUGCCUCCCCUGCUGCCAAGCUGCCCGCCUCACCCUCAGGCUCGGAGGAUCUUUCCAGUGUGUCCAGCAGUCCCACCUCCAGUCCCAAGACCAAAGUGACCACAGUCCCCUCUGCCCAGAAGUCCAGUCAGAUUGGCAGCUCUCAGCUGCUGAAGAGACACGUGCAGCGGACAGAGGCUGUGCUGACCCACAAACAAGCCCAAGCACAGUUUGCUGCUUUUCUGAAACAAAAUAUGCUGGUGAGGAAAGCUCUUCCUCCUGGCGCCUCCUCCUGUCUCUUUGUUCCCAUUUCAUCAGAACCAACGGAGGAGGCAGAGAAAGAGGAUCUUAGGGUCCAGCUGAAGCGACACCACCCCUCCAGUCCUCUGCCUGGCAGUAAGACCUGCAAGCGACCAAAGAUCAAGGUGUCCCUGAUCUCCCAAGGGGACACCCCUUCCCAAGGAGGUGCUGAAGCUGCAGGAGGGAAACCCAUCACCAUGACACUAGGACAGGCUUCAGCAGGGGCCAAGGAGCUCACUGGACUCCUCUCCACAACCAGGUCAAGUGCUUCUGAAGGUGGAAUCACAGCUGGCCCAACCCCCUCAAUGGUGUCCAGCAGCACCACACCCAGCACCUUGCACACACUCCAGAGCCGACUGGUGGCCACCUCUACAGGCAGCUCCCUCCCAGGGGCCACAUCAGCCAGCAGCCUUCUCCAAGGCCUCAGCUUCAGCUUGCAGGAUAUCAGCAGCAAGACCUCUGGCCUCCCUGCAAAUCCUUCCCCAGGGCCCACUCAACAGGCCACCAGUGUGAAGUUGCCCACCCCCAUGCAGAGCCUGGGUGCCAUCACCACGGGCACCAGCACCAUUGUCCGUACCAUUCCUGUGGCCACCACUCUCUCCUCCUUGGGUGCCACUCCUGGUGGGAAGCCCACAGCCAUCCACCAGCUGCUGACCAAUGGGGGCCUCGCUAAGUUGGCAAGCAGCCUCCCUGGCCUGGCUCAGAUCUCUAACCAAGCAUCAGGCUUGAAGGUCCCCACCACCAUUACACUGACUCUGCGUGGCCAGCCGAGCAGAAUUACCACACUGAGCCCUAUGGGCUCAGGAGCAGCCCUGUCAGAGGAGCCCACUUCCCAGGUGCCACCCUCCAGCUCCCAGCGCCUGCCUCCAGCACCCUGAAGAUGCUGUGUGAUAAUAUCCUCCUUACCAGUUGGUGAUGAUGGCCUCACGGUGGGCCCUGGGCACAUAUGUGGUUCUGCUGAGCUGUCCAGGUGUCUGAAGACCUCUCUAAGACAGUCAUUUUUGCUCUCUGCCAGCUGUCUUCAGGCUGGGCCUCUGAGUCUUGCAAAACGUCGAUCUAAGAGAUUACGCAUCAGUCAGGGGAACAACACCCUCCAGGAUCUGCAAGUCUGGUUCCUACAGUCUCCAGCGUCCUUGGUAGAUCUGGCUAUGUAUAGGUCAUAGGCACUCCACCCCCUCCAUCAGCUGUGAUUUCACCCAGGUGUCACUGUGGAGAGGCUUGCUGAGUCUGGUAAUGGAUUGUCCUUUUGGAAGGCUGUCCUGUGAGCCUGCACAGUUGGAAGGAGAAAACCACGUGCUCUGAGCCGUAGGAGUCAUUGAGAUUGAGAACUUGGGUCAUCUUGGCUCACAGCUGCUGGUUCCAGACCAGGAGGGCCUGUUGUGAGCCUCACUGUGGCCUUCACUGGCAGCCUUGGGAAACUCCCUCAAACCACAUCAUACAUUAAGCGACCUGCCACUCUAGAUUGUGAUCAGCAGUGGUCAGCAGGAAGAGAAAGUGGACCCAUUUCUUUUUCAUCAUGGUCUGAGAGGCUCCUGUGUCCAGAGAGCUGGCAGGUCCAAAAGCUGAAGAAGAGCAAUGGACGAGAAAAGGCAUUUGUGGCAGGUCAUGCCAGGGAGUCCUCCACUGGAACCUCUAGGCAUGGGAUUCAGGUUGAGGCACCUGAGGAGCUGGUGAUUGAGCUGGUGAUGAGAAGUAGAAUUUUCCAAGUCAAAGGGAAGAAACUCCAGUCCUGUCUCCAGUGCCUGGAGGUGGAGCAGUGGCAGACGGUUGAGCUGAUGUCCUUGCUGGCACAGGAAGCUGGAGGGCAUCAGGAGGACAAAGGCUACACUUCAGUGUUUCUAUUCCUCAGAAUUUUAAUCUUCCUCUUUCCAAGUGGGAAGAUUACUGGCAGUGACUAUUAUGUAGGGCUCUUGGCAGCCGCCUAAGCCCAGUAGGCUACAGUGCCUGGAAGAGGGGUCAGUGAGGAGCUCUGACCCUUCCGCCUUACCUAGUCACAACACUUGUAUGCAAAGGUAGUUUUAGGUUUGCUUUGAACAUGUCCCCUCCAAAGCAGAGUGUUUCAAGUCAAGGUGACAGGUUAAGUAACCCAAGUGUGGCUCUGUAUUCUAGAUAAAGCCUACCCGUAAUAUGGCUCAAAUUGGAGUCCAGGGUUCUGACCCACAGUAUAGUGUAUAUCUAUUUCAGGUUACCUGUGUGCAACCCAAGGGCCUCACAUGUGGUCUGAGUGGCAGCCAGAAGGAAGGAGUGAGCUGAGGAGUCUCAGGCAGGUCAUAGUAUUAGGACUGAGGAGAGGUGUGUGUGUGUGAGAGAGAGAGUGGGAUGGAGGGAUACAGGUCACAGUGUUAGGAGUGAGGAGAGGUGUGUAUGUGUGUGCUUGUGUGAGUGAGAGAGAGAGAGAGAUGGGAUGGUGGGGUACCAGAAACACCACACCUUCCCUUGCUGACCUGCAGAGCUGGUCUCUGUAGUGACUCACUCACAGAGAACUAGGCUGCACUUUCUGAAUUAUCUGGUAAAUAACUGCUUUCUGAAAUUCAGGAGGCACUUAGUGAAUUUGAGGAAGCUAUGAAAUCUGUAAGAGACCUCCAGGGCUUAGGGGUUUUGAUAGCUUUACAGACAGGAACAAAACAGUCGAGAGUGGCCUGUGGGGCUCAGUGAAGCUCUGAGAAAUCUCAGAAGGCCCUGAACAACCCAGGAUGUAGGAGAGCAGCCAGGGCAGUGCUGGGGAACUGCUCUGGGGAGAUGGUAGCCCAGUAUGUGCUGGGACCAAAGGAAAACAACACAUGGUCCUACUUUUGUGGCUGAUCCUAGUGUGCUUCCCCUGGGUGGGUUGGGCUGUACGCUUUGAAGACCGCCACACCUGGAAAAGGAGCUGGGAGCGCACUGGUGGCUCUUUGCUGUGGAGGCACGAGCUCAUGCACAUGGCAGAAGUCAUAGAGUUGCGUGUUACCCAAUUCCCUUCUCAAACCACACUGCUUGAAAUGUGAAAGGAGGCUUUACUCUACCUGUCUCAUAGCAGACCUGGAAUCUAACCUCAGAAGGUGAUGCUGUUGCUGGAAAACAUAGAAGGAUCAAGCAGUCUGUCAAUUUUUGGAUGAGAGAGCAUGUUCGUGCCCUAUGGAAGAUUAUCUUGGGCUUGGAGAAGAGAUCACUGAGAGAGGAAGACCUUCUGUUCAUUCCUGGUCCCACCACUGGACUGGGCUUGGGUGGGCGGGCCAAGGUGGAGCUCCAGGGAUAGUGGUUCUUUUGUUAGUCAAAAUAAAAUUUUGAAAAAACCAAUUUUGGGAUUGCUUCAGCAUA